AUGAGAGUUAUUGACGUCGUCGUGGAAUUGGAUCUCCGCCAGGCCUCCAGCUGCUCCGAUCUCAACACCACCUCCUUCAUCCGCCGCUUGAUCCUCGCCGAGAAGCCGAAUCUCAUCGUCUUCACCGGGGAUAACAUAUUCGGAUUCGAUGCGAGCGACGCGGUGAAGUCAAUGAACCAGGCGUUUGGUCCUGCAGUUAACUCCGGCAUCCCGUGGGCGGCGGUGCUGGGGAAUCACGACCAGGAGUCGACUCUGUCGAGGGAAGGUGUGAUGACGCAUAUAGUGGGGAUGGAGAACACGCUGUCACAGCUGAAUCCAGGCGGAGCUCACGUCGUCGAUGGAAUGAAAUUGGCUUUUUCCCUCUCUAUUUUUGGGAGGAGUUUGAAUUUGUGA
This is a messenger RNA of Salvia splendens (bonfire salvia), 393 nucleotides long. Its product is annotated as probable inactive purple acid phosphatase 29. Gene Ontology annotation, cellular component: cytoplasm. The transcript is spliced from 3 exons. Gene Ontology annotation, molecular function: hydrolase activity, acting on ester bonds. The coding region runs from base 1 to 393 and encodes 130 amino acids. The record is from RefSeq and is a predicted model, not a curated record. Lineage: Eukaryota; Viridiplantae; Streptophyta; Magnoliopsida; Lamiales; Lamiaceae.